UGUUACACCGACAUUCUUGCUCCUGCACCCCUCGGGCGCGCCCGGGUGAGAAGCGAGAGCAUUCCACAAGCUUGGUAGGUUUAGCCGACACAUUCACCUGUUCAACCUCGACCAGGCGCCGCCGACUUGAUCAGUGCUUUACUAUACGCCUCCCUUCUAUUGUCAAGAAUGUCCGUCAUCAUCGAGCAAUACAACAAGGAAUGGCCGCAGCAAUUCGAAACUAUCAAGUCGGAGUUGGAACAUCACCUGCAGGACAUCGAGUACCUCUCGAUCGAGCACGUGGGUAGUACAUCAGUACCGGGACUUGUCGCCAAACCUAUCAUCGACGUUGACAUCAUUGUUACUCGCGAUAACGUUCAGCUUGCUAUCGACGCUCUCAUCGAGAAAGGAAAAUUCGAUUACCUUGGAGAGCUGGGGAUCGUGGACCGUCAUGCCUUCAAGGACCCUAACCAAUCCAAUCGCCACAACGUUUACAUAUGUGUCGACGGUGUUGCACAAACGCGCAACCACCUCAGCUUGCGCGAUACGCUACGCUCUGACGAUGAGUUGAGGGAUGAGUACGCGCGAGUGAAGCUAGAACUCGCAGCGAAAGCAAACAACAUCGUCGAUUAUAUGGUCGCCAAGGGCAAUGUUAUUCAGAAGAUCCUCAAAGCCUCUGGUGCCUUUACCAAGGAAGAACUCGCAGCCAUCGCCCGCGCAAACGUGAAGGGCGAGCGCUUCGGUGCCAUCAAGACACCCCGUCUGCUCCUCCGGGAGUUCGUAAUGAAGGACGAGGAAGGCUACUUUCUUCUCGAAGGAAACGAGCAAAAUGCACGUUACCAGGAGUGGCCCCCACGAACACGUCAGCAAGCUCGUGAGCUCGUCUUGGAGAACAUUCGCAACCAUAACGACGUGCCGCGAACGAAGUAUGAACUCGCUGUCGAGACGCUCGACGAACAAUUCAUCGGCCGCGUCGGCGCCAAAACAUCUCAAGCGAACUCCGACUCCCUUCCAGGAGAAUCUACUAUCAAGCCAGUCACCCACGCCAAUCUCUGGUUUUCCUUCUUGCCCUCAAUGCAAGGCAAGGGUUACGCUACAGAAGCCAUGACAGCCUUCAUCGACGCCUUGAAAGAAAGACUGCAGAACCAAGGGAAGCUGGAGAUGGAGAUUGAGUGUGAUCCUAGGAACGAGGGGAGUUGGAAGUUAGCGGAGAGAUUGGGAUUUGAAAGACAUAGCUUGACGAAGGAAAAGACACAAAUCAAGGGCGAAUGGGUGGAUAGUCUGGUUAUGAGGAAAGUUGUUGGUGAUGUGGCAUUUGCGUCGAAGCAUGUUAGGAGAGGAAGUAAGGUUAGCAGCAGUAUGCGGCUGAGUGCGACGGAAUUGUUUGAGAGCUGUCAUUGAUGAACUGGACCUUCUAGGGCGUAUUGCAGAUCGCCGACGGCUUGAAUUCUUAGCCUCGGUCUUCCUCUAGGUUUCAGGACGCCUGCUGCGAUAUGAGAAAGUAUGAAUUUGGUAUAUACUUCUCACUACAGAUACUCUUCCAUUGCUACUUGGCUCCUACAUACCCCAGAUGUGAGUCUGAACCAAAGACAGAUGUCAUGAAUCGG
Molecule: messenger RNA, 1586 nt
Organism: Alternaria rosae
Lineage: Eukaryota; Fungi; Ascomycota; Dothideomycetes; Pleosporales; Pleosporaceae
Product: arabinogalactan endo-1,4-beta-galactosidase
Exons: 2
Coding region: 169-1380 (403 amino acids)
Molecular function (GO): acyltransferase activity, transferring groups other than amino-acyl groups
Source: RefSeq, a predicted model, not a curated record